GAGAGAGAUGCAUUCAAAUCAGCACCAUUCGUCGACGCAAACAGGAAGUAAGCAAAAUAUAUACAUGAUGGUUGGUAGGAGGAAGUGCUGGUGUUUCUGACAGCGUCAAAGCAGCUCACCCCGUCUUCCUGGGGCUCCACGUACAACUCAUCACCGAUGCGCGACAGAGAAUGGAUAGCUUUGGCCAACACUAUUGAGUGGACGCACGCGCCCAAACAGUGCGUGAGAUCUGAGGAACGCUGUCGAGAACCACCUCUCCUCUGAUCACCGCUGACAGUAGUGGCCGCGAAAAGAAGAAGAGGUGGGACUAAACUAAUCGCUGUGGACAUUCAGUGAAAGAUAUCUAAUGGAUACAAGAGGACUGCCUUCGGGAGGUGCUGGCUUCUUUUGUUAAAACGAGGAAAGGAGGACCCCUACUUCAUAAAACCUGAGGAUUCUAAGUGGAGGAAAUUCAAAAUAACAGGAAGACAUCAACAAAAGAAGUGACAGGACGUUCAACUGACCGUUUGCAAAGAGAAAGUGUAAGCAUGAUUGAAACAGACCAGAACAUCCCAAAAAAGGGACUUAGUCCUUGCAGGAUGUUUUUUAUAUCAAAUAAUUGUGACAUUUCAAUUUUUCUAACAUGGGUUUCAGCCUCAGUACAACAGAAAAUGGUGUGAUACCUUUGCUAGUUUAGAUAAAAAGAGGAUUAUUCGUUUGUACACACUGUGACUACAUCUAAAUGUGACCUUUAGAGAUGUCUCAGUCACAGCAACAGACAGACACGCAGGCCAUGCUGCAGUCAAUGCUUCAGAAACUGAAGCUCCAGCCAGGAUCAGAAGGCCAUGGAUCCCAGCAAACAUUUGCCGUGGAUGCUCCCACACCGGUGCAACAUCAUGAAAAAGGAUUGUUCCCUCCACAGGGGGUCAACACCAGCACUGUGGAAGUGUUUGGUUUCAACGGAAGUGCCUUAAAAGAGUAUGGGUCCCCCACUGACUUUGGCUUUAGUGGUGGAAAAGGGAAGCAACCAGGUCCUGGCUGUGAGGUGAGCAGUCCAGUUUCCUUCCCUUCUUUUAAUUUCAGUGCUGUUAGCAACAAGAGCAAGAGCUGGGUGCUGGAACACGCCACUCAUCCUGGGGUCACACCAGCAGCAACGUGGCAUCUGUUUCCUGCAACAUCACCAAAGGACAUUGAUCUCACUUCCUUUAAGUCCACUAAUGGGGACACAAGCACUUUUGGAAACUUUACAAUGACUCAACCCUUCCUUGCUAAUAAGGAGACUGCUUUUAAUUUGAGAUCCAAUCAGACCACAGUUCAGGGUUUCACACCCAAAUCGCAUGUGUGGUCCAAGAAGGGUACUGAUGCUGACAAAGACAACAAGGAGUUGAACACGGGGAAUGGUGCAGGUUUGGACCAAAGUAGAGGCUUGCACUUUGCAAGUAACCAAAAACCAGCAGGCAGCAGGAGAAAACAGAGAUCAGAAUCUGAGAAUAAUACCAAAAAGAGAUGGACACAGAAAAUUAAGGAGAGACUAAAGGACAAACAAGGGAACAAUGGCAAAAAGCCAAGAGAAGAGGGAAGCACGACAGAUAAGAUAGCCGAGCAAGAAACUCAGCAACGGGUGGAGGAUCUUUUUAAUACAUCAAACUCGGAUGGGAAAGGGGCUCUUUCCUCAGUGGGCAGCAGCAUGUUUCCUGUAAAAACAGAGGACAGCACAACUGACAGCAGUUCCAGAUUCACCAGUGACUUUGAGAUUGGUCUGGGGUCAUUUAGUCUGCUGGAUGAAAUUGUCAAGGGUCAGGAGUGGGCAAAUUUCUUAAAUCCCAGCCAUUCAACCACUUCAGUGCGUCAAAGGCCAUCAGCGGAGUCUGUAUUCCAGCGCCACAAUCAACCAGAUUCUCACAACAAUAAUCAGUUACUGCAGAGCUAUAAUCACCCUGGAGACGGAAGGAACACCUGGAGUUCAAGGAGCACCAUCUCAUCACCAGCUGACGGCUUUGGGAUGGCACCUCAAACUUUCCUGCCUGCCAUUACGGAUGCUUAUAAAGGAAAACAGCACGCUGUCGGAGAAGCUGAACAUUCAGAAGCUAUGGAAGAUGAUAAUAGCAAAUUGGACCUGCAGUCUGCAGGAAGUGAAGCAAGGAGGAAUUUUAGGUCUUGUCACAGACCUUCAACACAAGCAGAUUCUGAGGAUAAUAUGAACAAGUCCACCCUGAUGAAGAAACUCUAUGCCAGUAGAAAGAGGCAGCAUCAGCAUCGGGCUGAGAAGAUGGAUGAAGGAGAAGUAACAGAUGGAGCGGGGACAGUGACUUAUGGGACCCAAAUCAACUUUGCUAUGAUGGAUGCAUCAGGAGACUCACAACAGAACAUGCCACCUUUAAGUGCGCCACUCUCACAUCCAGCUUUUUCUGCACCACGUGGUGUCCUCAGACACCCCAAAGAGCACAGUUCAGAGCCCUCAAUGGAAACUGACACAAAAAGAAGACGUGUUGAAGACAACCGGCGGGUACAUUUUGCAGAGGAAGUGGUGACUGUAACCUCCUCAGUUCUGUACCCAGACUUGAUCGACUCAGAGGAGGAAUCAUUUCCAGAGGAGGACUCUGUCACCGAGCAGGAGGGUGAGGUGCUGCAGCCAAUGAUGGAGGAGGUGGCGACGGCUCGUCGGCCUGAACGGUCCGGCUGGAUAAAGGCUCUGAUCAGGAAGAAUACCAGGAGGAAGCACAAGCAGUAACUUCACUCUUCCAGGGUUUUCAUCUUACAAGAAAACGAGUCAGAAAACAUGUCAGCUGCUGCAAUUGUGGUGCUCAGAAUCAUAAUCCCUGCUGUUUUAAAUAUUUUUGAUUGACUUUAUUUGUAAAAAAAAAAAAACCAAAACAAUUUAAUCAGCAGUGUGAGUCUAAUUCUGAGAGAUCUUAAACACGUGGUGGCCUAUAGGGGGUGACCUAACCCUUAAGACAUUCAAAACCAACCUUUUAAUUUUGUAGCAUACAGUACAGUUCAGAUUUUCUGUAAGGAUUCCUAUGUGUCUUCAGACUCAGCUCUGACAACUACCAAAUACGUAAAUCAGUGCAGGUUUAAUGUGCAUAAACUGCCAUUCUUUGUUUGCAGACUGGAUUUUGGUUGGUUGGGACAGUCUGUGUGCUGCAAGUGCUUCUGUCACUUUUUAAGCAUGGAGUUAAUAUUUUAUGAACCUUUUUUUUUAAAGUGAAAAAUGUCUGCCUUCAUCAGUUGAACACUUAACACUGGAAAGCAGCAGACUGCUCUCUGUUUAACUGUGUCAUGACUCUGCACACUUCCUGUCUCCUGGUAAUGAUGGUGCCACUUCAAGUCAUUGUGAAAAUGGACCCCGGAGAAGGAAAGAUGGAGAUGGAGCAUUUCAUUAGAACGGCUCAGCAUGUUGUGAUGGACUGCUGCUCCUCCUCUUCCUCUCAGCGAUUUGCUUGCAGAGAUCAAAUCACCAAAUGUGUGGAGUGUUUUCAUCCAAAGUGUUUCCACUUAAGACAAUGCUACCAUUAUUGUUAAAUCUCAAAUUACUCAUCACUUGUAAAAGAAUAUCCUUUGUGCUUCUGUGGACUUUAAGUAGUGGCAUCAUGGGACAUUUUGUUCAAGGUUUGAGCAAACAUUAAAGUUAUUUUCACAA
This is a messenger RNA of Oryzias latipes (Japanese medaka), 3619 nucleotides long. RefSeq lists its product as uncharacterized. The record is from RefSeq and is a predicted model, not a curated record. NCBI's taxonomy places the organism in Eukaryota, Metazoa, Chordata, Actinopteri, Beloniformes, Adrianichthyidae.